AUGGAAUUUAUUGUCUUUAUGCUAUUCUUUGCUGUGAAUAUCCUUAUCAACAUGGACCAUGGCUCAAUUCCUGCAGCAACUACAGCUAUUCAAGCAGAUUUUGAUCUCCAAAAAGUCGAAUUAGGCGCGAUUGGAUCACUUGUAUAUGUAGGGCUUACACUUGGUAGUUUUAUAGCUGGGUUCUUUUUUCACCGAUUCAAAGCAAAAAAAAUAUUAUCAGUUACCAUUGCAUUGACUGGAAUCUCAGUUGGAUUAUUUCCUCUUAUGGCCCAAAAUAAUUUUCUGCUGUAUACCAUGAGGCUUUUAUCAGGAUUUGGCCAAGUAAUCUCUAAAUAGGUGUUUCCUGUCAUAUACUUCCCUGUAUGGAUUGAUGUUUUAGGCCCAGAUCAAUGGAAAACUCUUUGGCUGACUUUUCUUCAAUUAUCUGUUGCUUUAGGAGUAAUACUUGGCUAUGCAAUUACGGCUGUUUUCCAAACCUUUUGAAGUGUGUAAAUUUAUAGAUAGUGAAAAUGAAGUUUUUAUAUCCAAGGAGCUGCAUUUAUACCAUUUGCUAUUCUUAUCCAAUUUAUACCUUCCCGAUUUAUUAAUUAUGACAAAUAUCAUUUAACAGGAGAGCCUAGUUUUGACGCAAAUGCAAGUUUCAAUCAGAAAGGACACAGGUGGCUUCUAAAAGUAUUUUCACUAGUCAAUAAUAGAAUUUAUUUGAUAUCAAUGAUGUGUGUGUCCUGUCUGUAUUUCGUCGUCACAGGAAUCCAAUUCUGGGCUAGCGAUUAUUUAUUGAAUGUGAUGGAAAUGCAGCCAAGUCUUGUUUUCCCAACUUAUGCUAUAACUACAAUUACAGGACCUACCCUGGGAGUGGUUACUGGAGGAGCUGUUUGUCAUAAAACUGGAGGAUAUCGUGGCAAAAAUGCAAUUUACGUAUGCGCAUCUUUUGGAUUCAUGGGGUGCCUGUGUGCGAUUCCUGUGCCUUUUAUUUCGAGUUUCCCAGGGUUUAUAGCUAUGCUAUGACUUGUAUUAUUUUUUGGGGCUGCGGUGAUGCCAGCAGUAACUGGCAUCAUGAUAAGUUCAGUUCCAUCGAAAAAGAAAGCACUGGCAAAUUCUAUAGCGUCGAUGGUAACAAAUACGUUUGGAUACUUACCAGCCCCUUUCUUAUAUGGAUUGGUUUGCCAAUUAACUGGAGGAGAUAAAUCGCCUUAUGGGCUGAUGUGUGUUCUUUAUGUAUGUCUAUUGGCAGAGACACUUAUAGUUAUAGGGAUUCUUACAAAUCCUCCAUCUAAUACAAAACCGGUUAAAGAAGUAUAA
Blepharisma stoltei is the source of this 1302-nucleotide messenger RNA. NCBI's taxonomy places the organism in Eukaryota, Ciliophora, Heterotrichea, Heterotrichida, Blepharismidae. The record is from the annotation of a GenBank genome assembly.